AUACCGAGGUUCGAGACAGAGGGCGUGGCCCUAGUGGUGACGUUUCGUGUUUAUGUGAAAGCUAGCAGCGGUCGGUCUAUACAGUAACCUGCCAGACCUUCAAGCCGUGGACUGUAAACGUGUGCCAUAGCGUCACCCCUGCCUGGGUGCAAUGGUCUUCUGUUACACAUGAGCUCUACUAUGUGGUACAUCAUGCAAAGCAUUCAGAGUAAAUAUUCCCUGUCUGAGCGGCUCAUCCGAACAAUUGCAGCCAUUCGCUCAUUCCCGCACGACAAUGUGGAGGAUCUUAUCCGUAAGGGUGCUGAUGUGAAUCGGAUGCAUGGCACACUCAAACCCCUGCACUGUGCCUGUAUGGUUGCUGAUGCUGACUGUGUGGAGCUGCUGCUGGAGAAGGGGGCAGAGGUAAAUGCUUUGGAUGGCUAUAAUCGUACAGCACUGCACUAUGCAGCAGAGAAGGAUGAGAGCUGUGUGGAGCUGCUGUUGGAAUAUGGAGCCCAGCCAAAUGCCCUGGAUGGCAAUAAAGACACUCCUCUUCACUGGGCCGCCUUCAAAGAUAAUCCUGAGUGUGUAAGAGCCCUGCUGGAGAGCGGGGCCUGUCCCAAUGCCCGUGACUACAACAAUGACACACCUCUUAGCUGGGCAGCAAUGAAAGGCAACCUCGAGAGUGUCAAAGUGCUAUUAGACUAUGGAGCGCAGGUCCAUGUAACUAACCUGAAGGGCCAGACCCCUAUCUCCCGGCUGGUGGCCCUGUUGGCCCGAGGCCUGGGCACCGAACAAGAGGAAGAGUGUUUGGAGCUACUGUGUCGAGCAGCAGGGAGGUUUGAGAUUCGACGGGCCGACGGCACCCUUCCCAGGGAGCUGAGUAAAGAUCCCCAGCUGCUGGCGAGGCUGACCAACAUGGUGGCUCAGGCGCCCACGCUUCGCUCUCUGGCACGCUGUGCAGUACGGGAAAGUCUCGGAGUGCAAUUCCUCCCCACGGCUGUCAAAGAGCUUCCUUUACCAGAAACUAUCAAAGACUAUCUCCUGUUGAGAGACUGAAAAUGAAGCUGUUUUGGUGUCCUCAGACCUCACUGGCUCAUUAUUAAAGAGCUCAUCACACUGCAUUGCACACUGCAAGGAAGUGUCUCCAUGGAAUUAAAGAGUUGUCCAACCUUUCUGCAAUUUAUUACAAUAUAUGUGAUAGGAGGAAUAAUGAACUUAAUGUAUUUUUCUUUACAAAAAAAAUCUAAAUAAGCAGUGAGUGAAGUGCAGAUGAAUAUAUUUUAAUUUGUAGAAUCAAGUUGGCACCAGUGCAUUCUCCUCAUGCGUUGAGUAUCUCAAAGCCUGUUUUAAGGAAAUCUUUCUCACUUUCUUUGCAGAAAGAAAGUAUAACAUCGGGUUUAUUCAGCUCCAUCAUAGUAACGGUGUAUGUAUGUGCAUCCAAUCAUCCAGCUGUUUUGGUUCAUGAAUAGUCAGAAAUUAAAGUUAUCACCUUGCCUGCUAAAUUCACAGGAAGUAUGAAUGUUACUUUUUAAAAUGUAAAUAUAAUUUAAAAGAGUUUGCCACAGACAAUGAGGAAAGUCAUAAAUUAUAGAAAGAGUAUAUGCUCAUUAUACCUUUUUAGAGUGAAACAAACAGUUGAUGAAUGAGGACUCAUGUCCACUGGUGUAUGCUGUCCUGUAGUUGUAAUAGAGUGUGUUGUGUGAAGGUGGUUUAUAUGUUGGAGUUGGAGUGGUCAUCUUUCUCUCAGACACCCUGAAGAGCUCACGCUGCAGUCAUUUUUGAUAUACCAAUAGAAGUAAACGCAUCAGAUUUAAAGAAAACAAAGAGUGUGGGGGUUAACACAGCAAGAACGUCCUCGUUUUGAAUCCACUGGAUGGCUGGUGCAAAGUUUUCAUGUUCUCCCCAUGCCUGCGUGGGUUUUCUCUGGGUACUCUGGAUUACUCUGGGUUACUCCCACGCUCUGAAAACAUGCAUGUUAGGUUAACUGGAGAAUUGGCUGGGAGUGUUCGUUUUUCUCCGUGUUAGCCCUGUGACAGACUGGCGGCCUGUUGGGGGUGCACCGUUCUUUUUGUCCUGUGACUGCUGGGAUGGAUAGCCCCACCCCACCCAAAAAAAUGUGAGGCUCAAAAAUGGAUAAAUGAAUAGAAGAAAACACUUGAGCAGAUUAGAAAUUAUGCCAGAUGGCAGCAGUUUUAUUUAUGUCCAUACAGCAGAAGGUUGCUAACUAUUACUGGUUUCACAUGAUGUGCCAGGCACACUAACUUUCCCUCCAUAGUCUUUGGAAGUUAUUCUGCUCUGAUAGCAAGUCUGCAGUCAUGUGAUUUAGUAUUUAUUUGGUCUAUAUUUAAAAAAAUAAAAUAAAAAGUUGCAGUUCCAGUUGCCAAUAAGGAAUAAAGUUUUGUUUUUGUUUUUUAAUAUCAGUGGAUGUUUUCAGUCUUAACUUGCAAAAGUUUGUUUCAAGGGUGCUCGCUGGUCCAACAUUUUGCAGGAUAUUUGAAAGUGACUUUAUUUUAAAUUGUUACGUAUUAGGACCAUGAUAUGGCAUGAUGACUAAGUUUUUGUCUUCGAAGGAUUCACUAACUUGCAAUUUGUUAAAGCACUUGUCUACAAUCUGACAAUUUCUGUGCUUGAUUAUGUUUGCCUUUCUACAGAUGUGUAAAAGUUAACCUCUAGAUCAUGUCUCGUGUACACCAGCAAAGGUGCUUUUUUCUUCUUUGUAAACAUACUGCAAGUAAAUGCCUUUAUAUUCCAGCUCACUCUUUUCUCUCUGCUCUUCACAAAAAUCACACAUUGAUAGCUCAUAUAUAUAUAUCAAGUCACAAUUAAUUACAUCUAAUAGAGAAUACUUAAUGUCUAUACCUGUUAUUGACAGCACUGUGAUAGUUUUACAAUAUGCAUAUACAACACAGGUUAUAUCUAAUAACAAACUGUUACAGUAAGCACUGUCAUUGAUGACCGAACAGUCACAGUGACAGCAUUUUAAAACACAAGCCAUGAUUGUUUUGUUUUUUUAAACUUUGUUCCUGCUUCUGGCAUGUCAAAUAUCUUUCAUUAAAGAGACCAUAUACCGAGUGCAA
This is a messenger RNA of Oreochromis aureus, 3059 nucleotides long. RefSeq names its product ankyrin repeat and SOCS box containing 8 (gene asb8). Lineage: Eukaryota; Metazoa; Chordata; Actinopteri; Cichliformes; Cichlidae. Gene Ontology annotation, molecular function: protein binding. The record is from RefSeq and is a predicted model, not a curated record. The transcript has 4 exons. Gene Ontology annotation, biological process: intracellular signal transduction. The coding region runs from base 169 to 1038 and encodes 289 amino acids.